GGCGGCGAAUGAUGCCUGGGAAACUCCUCUGGGGGGACAUUAUGGAGCUGGAGGCACCCUUGGAGGACACCGAAAACCAAAGGAAGGAGAGGCAAAAGAGCUUUAUGGAUAUCGGAAUUUCGGAUAAGGGAUUAUGGACCUGUACUUCCCUUAUAGGGUUGUUAUGAAGAUUUAAACAAGCCGAAAACACAUUACACAAUGCUGGGAGCUGUUUUGAUUUCCCUUAAAUCAUGUAAUGGGAUCAGAGAGCGGUUAGAGGCUAAGUCUUGAGAAUGCAAGAAAGGGGAUAAGAAAGAAAGCAAGAGGUGAAACUUAGGCUCUGCAUUAGCAACCAGUCUGGAUUUCUACCAGAGUGAUAGAAGGAAAUCAAGGCACCAUUAUGAUUCAGAUGAGAAAUCGGAAACAAGAGAAAAUGGUGUUGCAGAUAACUUGGAUGCUCCCAAGCCAAAAAAAGCUAAAAUGAAAGAGAAGUUAAAUGGAGACACUGAAGAAGGAUGUAAUAAUAGACUUUCAGAUGAAUUUUCUAAAUCUCAUAAGUCAAGAAGAAAAGAUCUGUCAAAUGGAGAUAUUGAUGAAUAUGAAAAAAAAUCAAAGCGAGUGUCAUCCUUAGAUAGUUCUACUCAUAAAUCAAGUGAUAAUAAACUAGAGGAGACCCUAACACGUGAACAGAAAGAAGGAGCCUUCUCCAAUUUCCCUAUUUCUGAAGAGACAAUAAAGCUUCUAAAAGGUCGAGGGGUAUCAUAUCUCUUUCCUAUUCAAGUUAAGACCUUUGGUCCUGUAUAUGAAGGAAAAGAUUUAAUUGCUCAAGCACGGACAGGAACAGGGAAGACAUUUUCUUUUGCCAUCCCCUUGAUUGAAAGACUCCAAAGAAAUCAAGAGACAAUUAAAAAAAGCCGCUCACCAAAGGUUCUUGUUUUGGCUCCUACAAGGGAACUGGCAAACCAAGUAGCCAAAGACUUCAAAGAUAUCACUAGGAAACUCAGUGUGGCAUGUUUUUAUGGUGGAACAUCCUAUCAAAGCCAAAUUAAUCAUAUUCGAAAUGGUAUUGACAUCUUGGUGGGGACUCCUGGUCGUAUCAAAGACCAUCUGCAGAGCGGCCGAUUAGAUCUUUCUAAACUGCGCCAUGUUGUGCUUGAUGAAGUGGAUCAAAUGUUAGAUUUAGGUUUUGCUGAACAAGUUGAAGAUAUUAUCCAUGAAUCCUACAAAACUGAUUCUGAAGACAAUCCUCAGACUUUACUUUUUUCUGCAACUUGCCCACAGUGGGUAUACAAAGUUGCAAAAAAAUACAUGAAAUCCAGAUACGAACAGGUUGACCUUGUUGGAAAAAUGACUCAAAAGGCUGCAACUACUGUGGAACAUUUGGCCAUCCAGUGCCAUUGGUCUCAGAGGCCAGCAGUUAUUGGAGACGUCCUUCAAGUCUACAGUGGGUCUGAAGGGCGGGCUAUUAUUUUCUGUGAGACCAAAAAGAAUGUAACUGAAAUGGCUAUGAAUCCACACAUAAAACAGAAUGCCCAGUGUUUACAUGGAGACAUUGCACAGUCACAAAGAGAAAUUACACUGAAAGGCUUCAGAGAAGGUAGUUUUAAAGUUUUGGUGGCAACCAAUGUGGCUGCUCGUGGUUUGGACAUUCCUGAGGUUGACCUAGUGAUUCAAAGUUCUCCUCCCCAGGAUGUUGAGUCCUAUAUUCAUCGUUCUGGACGCACAGGUAGAGCUGGCCGGACAGGGAUUUGCAUAUGUUUUUAUCAACCAAGAGAAAGAGGUCAACUAAGAUAUGUGGAGCAAAAAGCAGGAAUUACUUUUAAACGUGUAGGUGUUCCUUCUACAAUGGAUUUAGUUAAAUCUAAAAGCAUGGAUGCCAUCAGGUCUCUGGCUUCCGUUUCUUAUGCUGCUGUUGAUUUUUUCCGACCAUCAGCUCAGAGACUGAUAGAAGAGAAAGGGGCAGUGGAUGCAUUGGCUGCAGCAUUAGCCCACAUCUCUGGUGCAUCAAGUUUUGAACCACGAUCUUUGAUCACCUCUGAUAAGGGAUUUGUCACCAUGACUCUGGAAAGCCCAGAAGAAAUACAGGAUGUCAGCUGUGCAUGGAAAGAACUUAACAGAAAGCUGAGUAGUAAUGCUGUGUCCCAAAUUACCAGAAUGUGCCUCCUAAAAGGAAAUAUGGGUGUUUGUUUUGAUGUUCCCACAACUGAGUCAGAAAGGUUACAGGCAGAGUGGCAUGAUUCAGACUGGAUACUUUCAUUGCCAGCCAAAUUACCUGAAAUUGAAGAAUAUUAUGAUGGAAACACAUCUAACUCCAGGCAGAGGAGUGGCUGGUCAAGUGGCCGGGCGGGCCGAUCAGGCCGGUCAGGUGGUCGAUCUGGUGGCCGGUCCGGUAGACAGAGUCGACAGGGAAGUCGGUCAGGAAGUCGACAAGAUGGUAGAAGACGAAGUGGGAAUAGAAAUCGAUCAAGAAGCGGGGGCCACAAACGGAGUUUUGACUGAGUAUUUGAUAGUUAACCUACCAGUGUGAGCUUGCCUAUUUCUGCCUAAUCAUGUACAUUAUCCACCAAAAAUUAGGUCAUCGUAGUUGAGGUAUGUGUCUGCUCUUUGCAAAGAAGUUGGUCAUAUUUUUUUAAAAAGUAUUUCACAAGAAUGGUUGUAAACAAAUCUACUUAUCCAGUUAUACCUUUGAAUAAAAAAAAACGCCUUUUAUUGUCUCUUUUCA
Nyctereutes procyonoides (raccoon dog) is the source of this 2701-nucleotide messenger RNA. RefSeq names its product DExD-box helicase 50 (gene DDX50). The record is from RefSeq and is a predicted model, not a curated record. Gene Ontology annotation, molecular function: helicase activity; RNA binding; ATP binding. The transcript has 17 exons. NCBI's taxonomy places the organism in Eukaryota, Metazoa, Chordata, Mammalia, Carnivora, Canidae. The coding region runs from base 460 to 2478 and encodes 672 amino acids.